This is a messenger RNA of Tachyglossus aculeatus (Australian echidna), 8278 nucleotides long. It is a transcript of the gene CFAP46, whose product is annotated as cilia and flagella associated protein 46. Bases 40 to 7941 code for a protein of 2633 amino acids. NCBI's taxonomy places the organism in Eukaryota, Metazoa, Chordata, Mammalia, Monotremata, Tachyglossidae. Gene Ontology annotation, biological process: cilium movement involved in cell motility; axoneme assembly. Gene Ontology annotation, molecular function: protein binding. The record is from RefSeq and is a predicted model, not a curated record. The transcript has 59 exons.
CAGCUGAUGUUCUGAAUGAGCCCUUAAGUCAAAAACAACAUGGAUUUGAUGAUCAGACAACUGUUAUGUGGAGCAGAGAAUCAUCAAGAUUCGGAAUCCCUGAAAAAUGCGUAUGAAUUCAUUAAAGCUGCCACCGAAGGAAAAUCUGCUCUCGAUUCCUCAGAAAGCUUCAGCUCUGAUCUGUAUGUUUUGUGUGCAGAACAAGCACUUAAGCUGGGGUAUCCUGAAAUGAGCACGGACUGCCUCCAGAUGUACUUCAAGGGGAAACCUCCUUUAAACCAGUUUUUAGGCAGAGCCCACUUAUGCGAAGCCCAGUUACAUACUCCACAUUCUGCGGAUAAUUUGGAGGAAUUUGAGAAGAGUGUGAUUCAUUAUAUGAAAGCAAUUAACUUUGCAAAAGAAGAUUCCAGGUAUUACUUUUUGAUCUACAAUGCCUCGGUUCUCUACUGGCAGAUGGUAAGGCCAUUCCUGAAGCCUGGCUCUCGCCACUUUCUGAUCCCCAGCCUGUCUCAAAUCGUGGCCGUUUUGAAUGAAGCGGCUGAGAAAGAUAAGGAGUGGAGAGCCGAACUUAUGCUAGAACUACUGGAAUGUUUUCUCGAUGCUAGAAAAACAGCAGAAGCUGCUGAAUUUUCCUCCACUGCAGCAGCAUAUAUUAAAGUUAAUGUGCCUCAUAAAUAUCAACAACUAUUUUCUAUUAUGGUGCAUCACAAGCUAAUGGAUGAUUCUCAAAUGGAAACAGAAAUGCAGGAGUCAGUCUGUUUAUCGGUUAUUCAUAACAUACAGACAUUAAAAUCGAAACUGGAUGGAAAAGAGAUGCCCCAAGAAGCAAACACAUACCUGCAGAAUGCCUACAAACUUUUAAAGCAAUAUGAUGAUCGGUCCCUGACUUCAGUCGGAGGUGAAAGAUUGCCUUUGCUCUUAGAAUUGGCUCGCCUUUCUUUGACAAUGAAAUCCAUUGAACUUUCAUAUGAUUGUAUAUGUGAUCUGAAAGAAUUUAAAAAUGAUGAUCCUGGAAGACAAAUUGAAAUCGAAUGCCUGGAAUAUGAGUUUCAAGUUUUGAAACUGGGUAAUAAAAUUAAAACAUAUGCCCGGAGUGCUGUUGAGACCCAGUUGAAUGUGAUAAAGAGUCUGGAUGUAGUCCUGCUGCGGGCCAUCCGAAUGGGAGAUCCCAACCUCAUCCAAGUGGUGUGUGCCACUCAGUGGAAUCUCUGCCUGCCACUGUUACAGCACAAUUUGCGUUGCAAUUUGCGCAAGUCGCUAAUGAACAUCGCCGAGAUCCUUGAAAAGAUCGACAGCCUGAUGGUAGAGAUGCGUUGCCAGAUCCAUAUGGAAAUUGCUCACAUCGAAGAGGAUGAAGAUCGAAUUGAGGCAGCCAUGGACCAUCUCCAGAAAGCAAUGCAUCUCGAUGACAGAGGCCAGUAUCAGGAUCAUCUUCAAAUGGUGUUUAACCGCCUUCAUCUGUGCAGCAUGCUCUACCAGUCACCCGAACGCCAAGAGGAUAAGGCCAUCAAGACCAUCGAGCAGGCCAAAAAAGCUAGACAGAAAGACAGCGUGAGGGAAAAACGAGCUCUGUUGGUGAAUGCAGGCCUCGCUUUAGCUCCCGAUACCUUUCAAAUCGUUCUGGAUAGUGAAAACGAUGCUAAAGUUUCCACAGGUAAAAGCAGGAGCCAGAUCAGUUUUCUCUGUGCCAAAGCUCACCAUCACACCAAGAGUGUGGAGAAAGCUGGAGGACAUUUGAAACGAUUAGGACGUGAAAAUGAAAAAGAGAGAAUCCAAAUCUGGGCAGACCUCGCCAAAGUGGCUCGGAAGCAAGGUGUGUGGGAUGUUUGCCGAACAGCCAGCAGGUUCUGCCUCUUGUAUGAUGAUAUGAAAUUCAAGAAGACAUCCCAACCCACGAAAGAAAUUGCAGUCUCAAUGGUGCUUUCAGAGAAGAAGAAGAAAACAGUUGAAAACCCAGAUCGGCUGCUAUCAGCUCCCUCCGAAUUGAGUUCGCCUGCCAAAUCACUGUCUCCUGAUCUGCUCAGAACUUUUGCAGAAGUAGGAUUCAUUAAUGCCGAGGCCACGAUUCAUUUGCUUCAUUGUGAAGGUACUCAGCUGAAUGAUCAGGCUGUCCCACCUGAAGACUUAAGCCAACAUCCGAUUGGCUACGUGUCCCUACCUCCUGCUCAAGAUCCAGAAUGGCUGGAAUAUUGCUCCUGGGUAGAAAACCUAUCUCAGUAUGCUAUGAAAAGCCUGCUGAGGUCAGCAGAAAUUGGACAAGAAAUAAACGAGGCGUGGAUUGUCCACAACGCAGUGGUGUAUGUCUUAAAUCACAACAAGCAUCUUAUAGCCACAGGACGACAGAAGGAACUUGUUGCUCCUUUGCAGAAACUUCUGGAUAUAAUGAAAGUCACUGGACACAGUGGGAAUACUGUUAUUUUAGUGAUGCUAUGUAAUGCUUUGGCUCGAGGCUUAAUGCUCUCCUGGAUCCCCCCGUUCUCCAAGAAUGAGGAAAUGAAGACCAUGGAGACCACUUCAGAGAAAAAUAAAAAGGCUGCCAUCAAAGGCUUCGAAAAGCCGAAUCAGGCUCAGAUCAUGUCGGUGGAUCCCAACGGAGUUCUUGAAAUCAAAUCAGCCUUAGAGAUUUGUGAGUUUGCACUGCAUUUGACAAAUGGGAGUUUGCCCGAAGAAGUGAUACCAAUCCACGUGCGGCAGCAGCUGAUCGCGACGUGGGUUAAAGCCAAACAAUUAAGCCAGCAGCAGAUUGGACGGAAACUUGGAACAGACAGUGAGAACAGUAACGGAGGGCAGGAUCUGAUGACCAAAGUCCUGGUUGCUUUGGAAAUGUACUCAUGCAAUGGUUUGGGACUCAUGGAAUUUGCAGUUCCCAGCUUAACUCAGUUGGUGACAAUGGCUUUAGAAUGCAAUUGGUCAGAUGCCCUGGUGGAACUCCAGACACUCACCCGUUUGACACACUUUGCAUAUGUGUUGCAUGACCAUGAAACGGUGAUGUUGUGUUCACAAGCAGUCACACAGUUGGAUGAGAGAGGCUUCAAGGAUGUGACUUCAAAGACAUCCAAAGUAGGUGAACACAAGUUUAGAGCUGAAAUGUUGAGUACCACUUAUUGCAUACAAGGGAAAAGCAUAAUGGAGAACUUGGCUGGGAAGAAAGAACUGCGCUUCGCAGCAGUGGCAUCGUUUGUCCAAAGCGCAAGAUUUGCAGGGAAAGCUAGGUCGAGUGAGCUAGUGAUGCUGGCCACCCGCCACUUCUGGAACGCCUGCCUUCCUCUUCUCGGCUCCAAGGUUCACAGGGAGAAACUCAAAGUGCCCACGCAAGCCAUCAUCAAGAUUAUCAAUGAAUCAGAGUCUAGAAACCAGGAGGAGACAGAAAGUGCACUUCUUUUGCACCAGUGGCCUACAAUGGAUUUUCAAAUUAUUGGAACCAUGGAAGGAUGCUUUCGCCCAGGAGCAGAGGAUGACCUGACUUUAAGAGCAUCUCUCUACGGAUUGCUGUUCCACAUGCACUCGGACAAUAAUGACUGGGAAACGGGGCUCAAGGUUUUAGAUGAAGCAAUUCUAGCGCUACCUCGGACAUCACACCGACUCCUAAUUUUCAAACACAUGGUAAUAGUGAAAGCAAAACUUGGUCUCAGCUUCAUGAUGGACAUUCAGAAGUUCAAAGAUGAAAGUGAAGAUUAUUUAUCCCACAUGUGGCACCGUUUGGCCCUGAAUUCCAAAGAUCUUCAUCGACAAUUAACGUGCUUUCAGAAUGCAAUUCAAGCUUUACAGAAACAAGAGAGCACAUGGCAGAAAGUUGAUUUCCUAAUGGAAUUUGCAGAAUGGUUAUAUUUCAAACAGUUUCCUCUCAAUGAUGCUAUUUACCAGCUGAACUGGGCAAUCGAUAUCUCACUCCAAAUGACAUAUUCUCUGAACUUGAUUGAAGAGGAAGAGAAAAGUUACCUAGCGCAAGCAGCGUUUCUCGAAACGCAACCGUCCAAGGAGAUUAAACAGAUAACCAUCAACGAUAUAAGGAAUGUGAGACAAUUAGAAACACUGGUUAGAGCUCACACUAUAAUGGCUUUCAUUUUGCCUCACGGUUCAUCCAAUCACCAAGAACACUGCUUAAUGGCAUAUGCUUAUGUCUUGCGCAUCUGGAAGGUUUCUUUAGCAACAGCAGGAAAUCACAUACAGGCAGCCAACAGAACUCCAGUGACCAGCCAGCAGUCUACUCCAUCUAAAAAAGAGAAACAGAAAAGUAAAAGAAAAGACAAAGAAAAUAAAGAAAAUCCCAAGCCAAAAAAGGAAACCAAACCGGUCCAGCCUGUGCUUAUGAAACCCGCUGAAACCAUGCCAGGAAGUGUUGAAGAAUGGGCUUCAUAUGACUGCCCCGAGGAAGUUUUAGCAAUCUUCAAACAGCAUCUUGGUGGCUGUGCUAUUAACAGCGAGAGUUUCCUCAAACCUACGUACAGUUUAUACUACCUGGACCUGUUGGUGAAGGUGAUGCAGACAAUUUCGCUGACACACCUAACUCUCCCCAUCCUGCAUCUGGCCAAAGUCAUCGUGGAUGUCACUGUAGACUGUAGAAGCCUCUCUGAUCUCUACCACCUCAGAAUUGCCCAAAUGUGCUAUGAUUUGAAAUUGAGCCACGCAGCUACUUUUCAUGAGGAAAAAGUUGGUGGAAUAUACAUUUAUGAAAUGGAGCAAGCGAAUUGUAGAAAAGAAAUUGCAUUGAGGAAAGAAAAAAAUGAACAACCUACAAAGAAGGAAGAAGCCAGGAAUACGCUGGACCAAAAGACUAAUCCAGGUCUGACUCAAGGCAAACCUCUUGAUGCAAAAGAAAAGAUUUUGGAUAUAAACUCAGAGACUGGAAAGGGUCUCUGUAGCCUUUCCUUCCCAUACCUGUGGAUUUCCAAGGCUGAAAUGCUACUUGAGUUGGGCUUAUAUCAACCCGCGAGACUGCUGCUGGCCGAAGCACACGCGGCUUUUCAGGAACUUAAUGACCCCUGUGCAGUAUCAAAAUGCUUGCAUCUCCUAGCCGAAUUGGCCAUCAAGGAAAAUAAGUAUGGACAAGCAAAAGCACUGAUUGAGGCAGCCCAGGACAUCGGAGGCAAUGAAGAAUUCUGGUACAAAAGUACCCUCAGUUUUGUAGAGACAGUCGUGGCAGGAGAAAGAGAAGGAAAAGAAAGAAUGGCUUGCAAUAUUUUGCAAAAAACCAUAAAUGUAUUCCAGAUUGUGUUGAAGGAAAGACCUAACCGAGACUGUCUCCUGGGAUUCUGGAUUACGUCUCUGGAAGCCAGGAAAAUAGAUUUUCAGAUAAUGCUUUAUCAAAAUUCAGAAAGUGGAAAUACAUCCCAGUUGCCAUUUGUACCAGAGGAAAUAUGUGAGACGUUGAUGCAACUUGGAGAAGAUUUCCUUCAUUUUGGAUUUAUAGAGCAUUCCAUUGAAAUGAAGAUGAAACAUGCGAAAUUCAAAAGCUUGUUUGCCAAAAAUGAAAAGAAUGAAGAGGAAAAGCAUUCAUAUUAUUUAGAAUCCCAUGUAUUGGCCCAGAGAGCAGUGGCAGAAGAAGAAGAAAGGUUUCAGAACAUUCAGAGCUUAACACCCUGCAAUGAGACACAGAAUAUCAGUACGCCAUUAAUGAGGAAACUCGCCAACAUGAAGCUGAGUCUGGUGGAAAUUUCACUGGACAUACUUCAAGUCAUUCAAACGGAAACUUUUAUCAAACAACUGGAGAAAGAAUCACUGAAAAGAAUCCUUUCAGAAUACAUGCGGAAUACCAGUGAUGUUACUUCCAACGAAUAUAAAUGGUUCACGCUCAGCCGAACACUGGCUCCCAAGACCCUCGCUCAUUUGGCCACCCUGCCAAUCCUGGCAACUGGAUGCCCAGAGAUCCGGGCCAACUUCCUUCACCUCAUGGGGAAAGCUCUCCACUUACUUGCCAUUCAGGUCGACCCAGUGAAUCCCUCAUCCUACUGGGAUGACAAUUUCUGGUUAGAAGCUAAAUUAAAUGCCUCAAAUGAGUUUGCAGAAGACACAGAAAGCAACAAAAGUGCAGUUCCAAGUUUGGAAUCCCAUCUCUCUGAACCAAUGGGUGAGAAACAAAGAAAGAAAGGAAUUGAAUUAAAGAAAAAGAUGGUCUUAGCCCAAAGAUAUCUCUCUCAAGCUACAGAGAUUUUUCUCCAGUCCAUGAGCAUCGCCUUCAGUAACAAUAUUCUCCACACCCUGGCUGCUUCCAGCCUUGAAAUGGUUGAAUGCCUGGGGCGAUUGGAUCCAAAUGCAGCAGUCCAGUUUUUGGCUUUGUACCAGAGUUGCUCUGCCUCCCUGAUGAUGAAAGAAAUCCUGCUGACGGCCACGAGAGACACGAGUAGCUCUCAGCCUGCAGCCCUGCUGCAGCUUCUUCGACAGCUAGAACUGCAGGGGAAAAUGACCUGUCAACUUUCCACCAAGGCGGUGACUAAAUUAGCCUCCAUUUCUAAGGCAUGGCAAAAUCUCUGUGUUCCCAUACAACAUUUCAAUAUCCUGAAUGAGAUUCCAUCUAAUUUCCGUGUAGUCAUCCUUCAGCAUUCAGAAGACAGGUCUUUUUUGUACAGUGCCAUCCUUGAGAAGCCCAAGUUUACUGUUGGUGCGAAAGGAAAACCUUUGCAAAUUGGUGGUCAUUGUAAAAUUUCGCGCAUUGCUGUGGAUUCUGCUUCACUCUCCCGGUUAAUAGCAGAUGUACACGAUUUUAAGCAGAAAGUAAAGAUCAGCCUCUUCAAAGAAACUCAAUUUAGUCUGGGUGGAGAGGUACAGGCUAAGACACUAAUUUUAGCUGCGGAGGAGGAAAAUAUGCAACGUUUUAGCAGCAUUUGGAAAUCCAUGGAAAAUUACCUGAGGCCAGUUCUCUCAGUCUUCAAUUCAUCUGAUUUAAGAAUUCCAACGCCUUCGUUGUCGAUUGAAGAGGGAAAACCCAAAAGCAGAGAAAAAGAUUCCCCAGGCAUUCCAGCAGAAGCUGUAGACUAUGCUGUAAUAAUGGCAGACAGAUUACUUCAGGAAUUGCCGCUGGAAGCUCUGAGUUUCUUCGAAGAAGGGAUGAUAUCAUCCAUCUCCAGAGAAGUUUCCCUCCAGAUGCUACAUAACCGGCUUCGCAAAGAAGAGCCAGAAGUUGUGAUAAAGAAAGAGAGUAAAGGAACUAAAGAUCCCAAGACCAAAGGAGGCCAAAAGAGGAAUACCAAAUCGGCCCCUCUAAGCCGGGUCGUUCCUCCCAACUGCAUUGGGGUCGAUACAAAUAAUUUUAAAUACAUUGUGGAUCCUUUUGAAGAGGCGACAGCUAUAGAAUAUCUGAGCCCUUCCUUCAGAAUGCGGGAAAUUUUGGAAAGAUACCAAGACCAAUUCACAUCCCGAUGGGUUGGAUUUAUUGGGAAUAAAUGUUUUCCAAGUCAGGCUGAGUGGGAACAGUUUUUGACCAACUGCAGCGCAUUCCUCUUCUAUGGCAUGGAACAGUUCGCCACUCAUAUAUUAGUGGACCGAUUAGCAGCCAUGAAUUUACAAGACUGUCAGUUGGUGAUUCUGUUAGACAUGGUGCAGUCAUCACAGAGUCUACAGCGACGAUCAAAGUUUGAUGAAAAUAAGAGCAAUCAACAGCUUUUGAUAGAGAGACCGAUAGAAACAGCAGUCCUAUUGAGCCUUUGUGGGGUGCACAGCGUUAUGAUCAACCAGUGGCACACAACUCUGCAACACAAUGCCAGAAGACUGCAACUCCUGUGUGAAAAUCUGUUAAGAACUGGAAAAACAAGUGGGAAGACGGUGCAUUUAUUUCACAGGCAAGGAGUGGAAGAGAUGGUUAUUGAAGAAGACUCUCUCAAAACGGCCAAAGAAAGAAAAACAAGCCGUCCUUCCACAUCCAGAAUCCUAGUCUCCGAAUUUAAAUUGCCUUCGUCGGCCUACAAUUUGGUAAUAUACGGACUGCCUAAUUUGAUCAUCAUCUGAUCUAGGUGGCACGGGCAUCAUCUGGGAGUCUGACAGGAAGGGGGCCUGAUUCAGAGCAAGCCUCCCUCUCUCCCAGCCACCUGAUAGUUCACUUCUUUUUACUAGCAAGGUUUUAGGCCUUUAACCUAAUAUUAAUGUGGAACAUCCCUAGGGGGUAGAUUCAUUCAUUUCCCUACCCUUUAUUAAUGCUAAUCAUUUAGCUAAAUGUACCUCAUCAACCAGGUUUCUGUGUAGCUAUUCAUUUAUUCCAUCGUUGACUAUUUAGCUAAGUUAAAGGCUCCUGAGAAUCGCAAGUCUGUACACUGCUCCUUUUAGUUAAGUACCUCAAUAAAUAGAA